UGUACCUGUCACACUGCAGCUCCUUCCAUCUCCCUCCCCCCCAGCCAGUGGUACCUCCCCACCUCUUCCCCCGCCUCUCUCCUCCUUUCCCAGGCAUUGUGAGUACCGGCUGUGGGCAGCGACGCUCUGCUGCUUGGCGGCACGACGUUAGAUAGCAAGAAGAUCUCUCAUUGUGGAUAAUAGGCGCCUGUGCUGGCAGAUCGCAUGGUAUCCCUGGGCAGCGUCACUCCCGCCCUGCCCUCAGCCGAACUGCCUGUUAAAUCAGGAGCAACCAACUUGUUUUUAAAAGUCCAUUCACAAUUUCAACACUAACAGCCACAUUACCAUUUGUGAGAAAAGGCAUGGAAACUAAACCAUGAGCAAUACAAAUACCUUGGCCCCAGUGUUUACUUGCCCAGGAGCAUUAGCAUCUGAGGAGAGUGCUGACAGCAACUCCACUUUGGGAAAUAUCAAAAUGCCUGGAAUAUCCAGCUAUUGGAUUUUUUGGUGAUGCCUUCGGGGUGCAUAAAGGAGUUAGCCUGACAGGUCUGAUACACCAUGACUGUUUUCAGGCAAGAUAAUGUGGACAAUUAUUAUGAUAUAGGAGAAGAGCUUGGAAGUGGUCAGUUUGCUGUGGUGAAAAAAUGCCAGGAAAAGAGCGCAGGCACGCAUUAUGCUGCAAAAUUUAUCAAGAAACGACGGACCAAAUCAAGCCGGCGUGGGGUGACCCGGGAGGAUAUCGAGAGGGAGGUCAGCAUCCUGAAGGAAAUCCAGCACCCCAAUGUGAUCACAUUGCACGAAGUGUACGAGAACAAAACAGAUGUCAUUCUCAUUCUGGAGCUGGUUGCAGGAGGUGAGCUGUUUGACUUUCUUGCUGAAAAGGAGUCUCUAACAGAAGAGGAAGCUACAGAGUUCAUCAAGCAGAUUCUUAAUGGUGUAAAUUACCUUCACUCCCUGCAAAUUGCCCACUUUGAUCUCAAGCCUGAGAACAUCAUGCUGCUUGAUAGAAAUGCACCCAAGCCUCGUAUAAAGAUCAUAGACUUUGGCCUGGCUCACAGAAUCGACUCUGGAAAUGAAUUCAAGAACAUAUUUGGAACGCCAGAAUUUGUUGCUCCUGAAAUUGUGAAUUAUGAGCCUCUUGGUCUUGAGUCUGAUAUGUGGAGUAUCGGAGUCAUAACAUACAUUCUAUUAAGCGGGGCAUCUCCAUUCCUUGGGGAAACAAAGCAAGAGACCUUGGCUAAUAUAUCUGCUGUCAGUUAUGACUUUGAGGAAGAGUUCUUCAGUAGUACAAGUGCUUUGGCCAAAGAUUUUAUAAGGCGGCUACUAGUCAAGGACCCAAAGAAAAGGAUGACCAUUCAAGACAGUCUGAGCCACCCUUGGAUUAAGCCUAAAGAUACUCAGCAAGCACUGAGCAGGAAAGCCUCUGCAGUCAAUAUGGAGAAGUUUAAGAAGUUUGCUGCUCGCAGAAAAUGGAAACAAUCUGUCCGUUUGAUAUCCCUGUGCCAAAGACUGUCAAGAUCCUUCUUGUCCAGGAGCAACAUGAGUAUCGCUAGGAGUGAUGACACGCUGGAUGAGGAGGAUUCCUUUGUGAUGAAAGCCAUCAUUCAUGCCAUAAAUGAUGAUAACGUCCCUGGUUUGCAGCAUCUUUUUGGGUCCUUGUCAAACUAUGAUGUAAACCAGCCAAACAAGCAUGGCACCCCACCCUUGUUAAUUGCUGCUGGCUGUGGGAAUAUUCAGAUUCUUGAACUGCUAAUAAAGCGUGGCGCUCAGAUUGACGUACAAGAUAAGGCUGGAUCUAAUGCAAUUUACUGGGCUUCUCGUCAUGGUCAUGUUGAGACUUUGAAAUUUCUCCAUCAGAAUAACUGUUCUUUAGACAUUAAAGAUAAGUCAGGAGAAACAGCGCUUCACGUGGCGGCCCGCUACGGGCAUGUUGAAGUUAUUCAAUACCUGUGCAGCAUUGGAUCACAUCCAGACAUCCAGGAUAAGGAAGAAGAAACCCCUCUGCAUUGUGCUGCUUGGCAUGGUUACUACCCAGUUGCAAAAGCUCUGUGUCAGGCCGGCUGCAAUGUCAACAUUCGCAAUAGGGAAGGGGAAACCCCCAUUCUGACAGCAGCGGCAAGAGGAUACCACGAUAUUGUGGAGUGCUUGGUUGACCAUGGAGGUGACCUUGAUGUGACAGACAAGGAUGGGCACAUAGCCCUCCACCUCGCUGUGAGACGGUGUCAGAUGGAAGUAGUGAAAACGCUCAUCAUCCAUGGAUGCUUUGUAGACUUCCAGGAUCGCCAUGGUAACACACCUCUGCAUGUUGCCUGCAAAGAUGGGAAUCUUCCUAUUGUAAUGGCACUAUGUGAGGCAAGAUGCAAUUUGGAUAUAACUAACAAGUAUGGGAGAACACCUUUACAUCUGGCAGCAAACAAUGGUAUUGUGGAAGUUGUCCGAUACCUCUGUGUCGCUGGUGCAAAUGUCGAAGCCUUGACUUUGGAUGGGAAAACAGCAGAGGAUCUUGCUAGGUCUGAGCAGCACGAGUCUGUUGUCAGUCUACUUACAAGGCUUCGAAAGGAUACAUACAGAACCUUGUUCAUUCAGCAGCUCAGACCGUCUCCAAACCCCCAACCAAGAAUUAAGUUGAAGUUAUUUGGACACAUGGGAUCUGGAAAGACCACGCUUGUAGAGUCCCUCAAAUGUGGUCUCAUCCGAAGCUUUUUCAGAAGACGCCGACCUCGCCUUUCAUCCACUAACUCUUCCAGAUUUCCUUCUUCUCCACUAACAACCAAGACAGUUUCAGUGAGCAUCUCGGAUCUCUACCCUGGUUGUGAGAAUGUGAGUGUAAGAAGUCGGAGUAUGAUGUUUGAGCCAGGACUAACCAAAGGGGUUCUUGAAGUAUUUGUUUCACCGUCCCCUCACUCUUACAUGGAUGACCAGUCAACCAAGGCUAUAGACAUCCAGACUGCCAAUCUUCAUGGUAUUGGAGAUUUCAGUGUCUGGGAAUUUUCUGGAAACCCAACGUAUUAUUGCAGCUAUGAUUAUUUUGCUGCCAAUGAUCCCACAUCAAUUCACGUUGUAGUUUUUAGCCUUGAAGAACCCUAUGAGACUCAACUGAAUCAAGUCAUAUUCUGGCUCAACUUCAUAAAAUCACUUGUUCCUGUAGAAGAACCAAUAGCAUAUGGCGGAAAGCUGAAGAAUCUACUCCACGUUGUGUUGGUGGCCACACAUGCAGAUAUUGUAAACCUUCCUCGCCCUGCUGGAGGAGAAUUUGGAUAUGACAAAAGUCUAGCAUUGCUAAAAGAAGUAAGAAAUAGAUUUGGAAACGAUCUGCAGAUUUUGGAUAAACUGUUUGUUCUGGAUGCUGGGGCAUCAGGGUCCAAGGAGAUGAAGCAUCUGAGGAAUCACCUCCAGGAAUUAAAAAGCCAGUUGAUAUCUGAUUGUCCACCUAUGACACCACUGUGUGAGAAGGUGAUGUCAACUCUUCCAUCCUGGAGAAAGCAGAAUGGUCCCAACCAACUUCUUUCCUUUCAACAAUUUGUUUAUGAUGUCCAGGAUCAAUUGAAUCCACUAGCAAGUGAAGAGGACGUUCGACAUCUUGCAUUGCAACUGCACAGUAUUGGAGAAGUUAAUAUAAUGCAGAGUGAGACUGUCCAAGAUGUUGUGCUUCUAGAUCCACGAUGGCUGUGCUACAAUGUCCUUGGAAAGCUACUCUCUGUAGAAAGCCCUAAAGCCCUACACCAUUACAGGGGGAGAUAUACAAUGGAAGAUAUUCAGCGCUUGGUUACAGAGAGUGAUGUUGAUGAACUUGUCCAGAUCUUGGAUGCAAUGGACAUUUGUGCCCGAGAUCUAAGCAGCGUAACUAUGGUGGACAUCCCUGCUCUCAUUAAAACAGACAACCUCCACAGAUCAUGGGCUGACGAAGAAGAGGACAUAAUGAUUUAUGGGGGUGUUAGAAUUGUUCCUGUGGAACACCUUACUCCUUUUCCAUGUGGAAUUUUCCACAAAGUUCAAGUUAAUUUAUGCCGAUGGGUACAUCAACAGAGCGCUGAUGGAGAUGCCGAUAUACGUUUGUGGGUAAACGGAUGUAAAAUAGCAAAUCGAGGGGCAGAGGUUUUGGUGUUGAUGGUCAACCAUGGCCAAGGAAUUGAAGUGCAAGUCAGAGGUCUAGAAACUGAGAAAAUCAAAUGUUGUUUACUUCUUGAAUCCAUCUGCAGUAUAAUUGACAACUUAUUUGCAGCAACGUUGCCUGGCCUUUUAACUGUAAAACAUUACUUGAGCCCUCAGCAGCUGAGAGAACAUCAUGAGCCACUGAUGGUUUACCAACCUAGAGAUUUUUUUCGGGCCCAAAUACAAAAGGAGACUUCACUGGCUAACACCAUGGCUGGGUACAAGGAGAGCUUUAGUAGCAUUCUUUGUUUUGGGUGUCUAGAUGUGUACUCUCAAGGAAACCUAGGCCUGGAUCACCAAGUUUCUGAUCUCAAUAUUCUUGUUAAAAGAAAGCUCAGCCGACUUUUGGACCCACCAGACCCCAUGGGAAAGGAUUGGUGUCUACUGGCUAUGAACUUGGGCCUGCCUGAUUUAGUUGCCAAAUACAAUACUAACAAUUCAGUUCAAAGAGACUUUUUGCCAAGUCCAAUAUGUGCUCUUUUGCAGGAUUUGAACAAUUCUCCAGAAAGUACUAUAUCACUCUUAAUGUAUAAACUAAGAGAACUUGGGCGCAGGGAUGCAGCAGAUUUUUUACUGAAAGCAUCAUCCAUUUUUAAGGUGAAUCUUGAUAUCCAUGGACAAGAAGCCUACGCCGCAAGCUGCAACAGCGGCACAUCCUAUAAUUCCAUUAGCUCAGUCGUGUCACGAUGAGUACUUUAGUCCGCAUGAUCUAUAGCUAUAUCUAUCGAAACAACCGCUAUAAGAAUUGUAGUUUUUAAUGUGUUUCAUAGGGGUUUCUAACCAUUAGUUUAUAAACAUUGUCAGAGAAUGCCACAUGCCGUCAGAACCUUGUAUCUUUCUACUUUUCAAUAAGGUGACUCCCUUUUACUGUCAAUUUUAAAGGCUUGUUGAAUUUUUCUCUCUAUAAGAAUGUGCUGCUAGUUACAGCCACCCAAACAGAUAAUAAUCUGUUCCUUUUUUUUUCUAAAUACAUUUUACUAAUCAGACUGCACAUUUGUUCACAUGUAGAGGUAGGGCUUACAUUUUCCGCCUGCUGAUUUGGUAAGUGAUCCAAUAACGGAUAUUUACUGUACAUUAAAUAAGUCCAACCUGCAGACCUCAAGCUCUUGGAUAAUGCUAGUGUUUAUCUUUAUCUGUAACUGGAAGACCCCAGGUUGGACAGCCCCUCUAUACAUGAAGCCAAUACAGCAGCAUGAGUGCCUUGUUCUCAUAGGUUAUGUUGCAACAGGCCGGAGCCUGCUCUCAAGCACUUUUCACCUCUGUCAUUAUCUCCAUGAUAAUCCUUGUGGCUAAAGAACAUUUAAGAUUUAAGGCGGAGGUCAUCAGGAAUACACACAAUAACCUUUUAAGUUUCAAAGAUUAAUGUAAGAACUGUACAAGGGUUCUUGCUUUUUCCCUGCAGUCAGCAAUGUGACUCUAUUGCUCAGGUACAUUAUUGAUUUUAUCAUUUGCAAGCUGAACACUUAGACGUAUUAUAGGCUUUUUCCUUUUAACUCCUUGAAAAUGUGAAUGGCUUUUGGCACACUUACUAAACUGUGCUUUUCAGGUCAUCCAGAAUAACGGACGUUAAAAUGAAAUUCUUUGCCAGGCUUCACUUUCCCUUCUGCCCAUUCAUUCCAGACAUCUCAGGUAUGAUGAGUUCUAGCAGUCUCAUUUGUAUGUUAAGUUUUGCAUUGUAAAAGGGACCUUGAGAUGGUCAAAAAGGAUGUUUAGACAUUUCUAUGAAGCUUUCAUGGCUUUUUCACCAUUUCACGUAAUCUGUAUUUGCCAACAUUCCUUUUAGGGCAUAGUUCACUAAUGUAACUGUGUUACAAUGGGAAAAAAAAUCUCUGUGUAAAGAUCGAAGGGGUAAUGAGCCAUAUGUGUGCUACAUUAUACCCUGUUGUUGACCAAAGAAGCAGUAGGAUAGAGCUAACUGGGAUUGUCUGGCGAACGCUGAGUAUUAUAAUGCAAGAGGUCUAUUACACAUCUUGUAUUGCUCUUUUAUAUGGAUAUAUUUUAUGUAAAGCAUUACUGUUUAUUAAAAUCUCUGCAAGGACCAUUUCUAAUAUGAGUUAUUCUAGUUUGCACACAGCAACAGGUAGCUUUUUUAUCUAGCACCUGUCGUUUGAUUUCCUGUACUUGAAACAAAGGAACAAAAUCAGUUGCUUUGACUUUAAAACACAGCCAAUACCGAAAGGGUGGGGGGGAAUUAUUUUAUCUUUUGAAGACGCAUGUGUUACGAAUGGACAUAUGUACAUGUAUAUACAGGUGUAACCUUUCCAUUUAUUAAUGUUUUAUUUGUAGUACAAUUUUAAACUUUUUAUAUUUGUAAAUAUCUAUGAAUAAACAUGUUGCACCAUG
Messenger RNA from Xenopus laevis (African clawed frog), 6474 nucleotides. RefSeq names its product death associated protein kinase 1 S homeolog (gene dapk1.S). Gene Ontology annotation, cellular component: cytoplasm; nucleus; organelle. Gene Ontology annotation, biological process: small GTPase-mediated signal transduction; signal transduction; regulation of apoptotic process. Lineage: Eukaryota; Metazoa; Chordata; Amphibia; Anura; Pipidae. The record is from RefSeq and is a predicted model, not a curated record. Gene Ontology annotation, molecular function: protein serine/threonine kinase activity; kinase activity; ATP binding. The transcript has 27 exons. The coding region runs from base 538 to 4821 and encodes 1427 amino acids.